This is a messenger RNA of Penicillium lagena, 927 nucleotides long. RefSeq names its product putative ribosomal small subunit assembly protein. The record is from RefSeq and is a predicted model, not a curated record. The coding region runs from base 1 to 927 and encodes 308 amino acids. Gene Ontology annotation, cellular component: CURI complex; UTP-C complex. Gene Ontology annotation, molecular function: nucleic acid binding. Gene Ontology annotation, biological process: ribosomal small subunit assembly; rRNA processing. The transcript has 2 exons. NCBI's taxonomy places the organism in Eukaryota, Fungi, Ascomycota, Eurotiomycetes, Eurotiales, Aspergillaceae.
AUGAAGGGAGAAUCCGUGGAGAUAGCAGGGUAUACCACCCUCCCGCUGCUCCUGCCAGAAACUCGCACGUUCCCCAAGUCGGCAACACAUUAUCUCUACCUGCGCCCCCACGAGCCUCGCAUCCCCGACCCGGAUUCCUCUCGAUCGCUCUUCGUUGUCAAUAUCCCCAUCGACACAACAGAAACACACCUGCGCUAUUUGUUCGGAACACAAUUAUCCGCCGGUCGCGUUGAGAGGGUGCAUUUUGAAGAUGUGCCGACGAAAAAACACUCCGGAGAAGCCGCCACGGAGGGCAACCUCUCGCACCGCAACAAGAAACGCAAGCGCAUCACGGCCGACGACCUCCAGUCCACAUUAGACAGCAUCACUUUCCCCUCCACCUGGAACCGGAAGCUCCAAAAGAGCGGCGCACACGCCAUCGUGGUCUUCGCCGACAAACCCAGCAUGGAAUCUAGCCUUAAAGCCGCGACGAAAGUAGGCAAACGGGGCCCUAAGAUCAUCUGGGGCGAUGGAAUCCCAGAGGACCGCAUCCCCGAGCUCGGAUCGCACCGGUAUUCGAGUCACGAGCGCAUGCGGUACCCCGAUCGCGCGACGCUGCUGCGCACAGUGAAUGAGUACAUGACCGCAUUCGCAGAGGUCUCUGAGGCGCGGAAGCGCGAGGAAAUGAAGAAGACCCAGGAGCCUGACGAGGACGGAUUUGUUACUGUCACGCAUGGACCGAAGUUGAACUCUGUUGCCCGUGAGGAUGAGGUCAAGGAGUUGAUUGAGAAGCAGAAAAAGAAGAAUGCGGGUCUGGAGGACUUUUAUCGGUUCCAGUCUCGGGAGAAGAGGAAGGCAAGACAGAAUGAGUUGCUUCGGCGGUUUGACGAGGAUAAGAGAAAGUUGCGGGAUAUCAAGGACCGGAGGGGAAAGAUUAGACCUGAGUGA